Molecule: messenger RNA, 2712 nt
Organism: Drosophila serrata
Lineage: Eukaryota; Metazoa; Arthropoda; Insecta; Diptera; Drosophilidae
Gene: Mer
Product: ezrin/radixin/moesin family protein merlin
Cellular component (GO): cytoskeleton
Molecular function (GO): actin binding
Source: RefSeq, a predicted model, not a curated record
GGCACUAUUUGCAAACGCUCUAACAUCUAUUUGAUUCAGUGUGUAAAGUUCGUGCCAGUUCGCUUUUCUGGGAAAGUAAAACUGCUUAACUGAACACUCUCGGUCAUCUAAUCUUUUCCAGCCGUGGCCGACCAUCCUCGCGCUGCGCUCCAACAGCAGCCUUCAACCUUCAGCCCGGAAUCGUCAUUGCCACUGUUCCGAGCAACCCAAUUGGCUGCAAUAUGUGCGAGCGCGAGUGCGAGUGGAUGUGGAAGUGUGCAACUACUGAGGGUCGCAGCAGCACCACCAGCGGCAGCCAGGAAGCGGACCACUAGCGGCCAGGAACAGGGAGCAGCAGCGGCAGCUGCAACAAGUCACUCCACGCAACAAGUUAUCACAGCGCAGAGCGCUGAGCAUUAGGAUCGUCCAGUAUAUAUUACGCACAUCACAGAACCACAACCAGAACCCAGGGCCGUUACCAAAUCCCUGAGAAUUAAAGCCCAAACAGUUCCCUGAGCAUUCACAGCAUCACAUAAUCGAGAGGGCGCGAUGAGCCCGUUCGGCUCCAAGAAGAACCGCUCCCUGUCGGUGCGAGUCUGCACCUUCGACUCGGAGCUGGAGUUCGAUCUGGAGCCGCGUGCCUCCGGACAGGAUCUGUUCGACCUGGUCUGCCGUACCAUUGGCUUGCGCGAGUCUUGGUACUUCGGUCUGCAGUAUGUUGACACGCGCAGCAAUGUCUCCUGGCUGAAGAUGGACAAGCGGGUUCGAGACCAGCGGGUCGAGCUGCAUGCUAAUAACAACGUGUAUGUGUUUAGCUUCUACGCGAAGUUCUUUCCAGAGAACGUCAGUGAGGAGCUGAUCCAGGAGAUCACGCAGCACCUGUUCUUUCUGCAGGUAAAGCAGAGCAUCCUCUCGAUGGACAUAUAUUGCCGUCCGGAGGCGUCCGUUCUGCUGGCCUCGUACGCGGUACAUGUGCAGUACGGACCGUACGACUACGAGACCUACAAGGACGGCAUGCUGGCCGGCGGUGAGCUUCUGCCCAAGGGCGUGACCGACCAGUACCAGAUGACGCCCAAAAUGUGGGAGGUGCGCAUAAAGACGUGGUACAUGGACCACGAGCCCAUGACGCGCGAUGAGGUGGAGCUGGAGUACCUGAAGAUAGCCCAGGACCUGGACAUGUAUGGCGUCAACUACUUUCCUAUUACAAAUAAGAACAAAACCAAAUUGUGGCUGGGUGUCACCGCCGUGGGCCUGAACAUCUACGACGAACGCGACAAGCUAACGCCAAAGACGACGUUCCAGUGGAACGAGAUACGGCACGUAAGCUUCGAUGACAAGAAAUUCACCAUUCGUUUGGUGGACGCCAAGGUAUCGAACUUUAUCUUCUACUCACAGGACCUGCACAUUAACAAGAUGAUACUGGACCUGUGCAAGGGCAACCACGAUCUGUAUAUGCGGCGCCGCAAACCCGACACCAUGGAAAUUCAGCAGAUGAAGGCACAGGCCAAGGAAGAGAAGCAGCGACGCCAGAUCGAGCGCAAGAAGUUCAUGAGGGAGAAGAAGCUCCGUGAAAAGGCGGAGCACGAGCGCUACGAGAUGGAGAAGAGUUUGGAGCACCUGCAGAACGAGAUGCGCAUGGCCAGCGAUGCUCUGCGCCGCUCUGAAGAGACCAAGGAGCUGUACUUUGAGAAGAGCCGCGUCAACGAGGAGCAGAUGCAGCUAACCGAAUGUAAAGCCAACCACUUCAAGACGGAAAUGGACCGACUACGCGAGCGCCAGAUGAAGAUCGAACGCGAGAAGCAUGACCUGGAAAAGAAGAUCCGGGACGCCGACUUCUACGUUCACCAGCUUACGGUCGAAAACGAUAAGCGGGAGGCCGAGACGGAGAAACUACGCAAGGAGCUAAUCUGCGCCAAAAUGGCCGAGCGCGAGGCCACCGCUCGCCUCCUCAACUUCCUCAACAGCGGCCGCAAGUCUUCCACUGACAGUUUGCUGACCGCCUCCAGUGUCUCGCACGCAGCCAACACAGCGUCCAGCAUGGCGGCAAUCAGCACUCCGUCGCUGACCACCAGCAGCUCCACUAAUGACAUGGAGACCGCCGGCGGUGCCGAGCUGACCACCCACUCAUCGCACUAUCUUGCCCAGGGCGACAACUCGAGCGGUAUCUCCGACGACUUCGAGCCCAAGGAGUUCAUUCUCACCGACAACGAAAUGGAGCAGAUCACCAACGAGAUGGAGCGCAACCAUCUCGAGUAUUUGCGAAAGUCCAAGAAGCAGGUGCAAAAUCAGCUACAAACGCUGCGCUCGGAGAUCGCACCGCACAAGAUCGAGGAGAACCAGAGCAACCUGGACAUACUCAGCGAGGCACAGAUUAAGGCCGGCGAAAAUAAAUACUCCACGCUCAAGAAGCUCAAGUCCGGCUCCACCAAAGCGCGCGUCGCCUUCUUCGAGGAGCUCUGACCGACCGCCCUGUCCGUCUGAUUGACUCCCGACCAUGACUGCAUUCUCAUCUCUGGCUGUACGACGUUGUGUGUUCUGUUUGUUUUUUGUGCGCGUGCGACUGAGAGAAUGUAUAUGUGCGAGUGGCUUAACCCUAGAAUGUACCAUAUACCCGUAUAUACCAUAAUAUGUGUCGUACUAAAUGUGUUUAAAUUGUAUACUCAAGCCGCGGCUGCUGUAAUAAACCAACCUCCUGCCAGGGACCACAGCCCUGUGUUGGCAGGCCCAAAGAUA